Molecule: messenger RNA, 444 nt
Organism: Debaryomyces fabryi
Lineage: Eukaryota; Fungi; Ascomycota; Pichiomycetes; Serinales; Debaryomycetaceae
Exons: 1
Coding region: 1-444 (147 amino acids)
Source: RefSeq, a predicted model, not a curated record
AUGUCUAGUAAACCUAGUAAAUUUGAUAAUUCGCCAUUUCAUAGAGAGGGCAAACUGGCCUAUAUUAAACCUAAACCUAAACCGAAAUCAAAAGAUUCAGAAUUCAUACAAGAAUUAGUUGAAACCGGAAGAGCCAAUUGGAAAAAAGCACCAAAGGCAGUCAAAACUAGAUACUAUGGUAUAUAUAUGAUAAUGUUUUCAAUCCCAGUGAUAUUGAUACCCUCGUACGAAAUUUACAGGAGGUUAGAGGGUAAAUCGACCAAGAAAGUUCAAGAAGGUGAGUUAUUAGAAGGUAAUGAGGUACGGAGAUUUGAUGAAGUUGAAAAAUGGCAAGUGGAGAAAAAUAGUUUGAUGUAUAAGAUAUUUGGAAGGGACUUCUUUUUAGAUGGGUUUACUAGUAAGACCAUGAAUCCUGAGAAAAGUAAUGAAAAGAAUUCAAAGUAA